This is a messenger RNA of Brenthis ino (lesser marbled fritillary), 807 nucleotides long. The record is from the annotation of a GenBank genome assembly. Lineage: Eukaryota; Metazoa; Arthropoda; Insecta; Lepidoptera; Nymphalidae.
AUGUAUUCUCAAUCUUGGAUUUUUGUAUUCAUAAUAUACAUUGUAGAAGUGAACACUCAAUACCAAUAUCGAGUGCUUAACGGAUCACCCACGUCAAUACAUCAGUACCCCAUUUUAGCUCAAAUGUUGUUAGAUGUAUGGGGAACACGUGACUUUAUUCAACAUUGCGCAGGAGUCAUUCUCACGUCACAUCAUGUUAUUUCAAGCGCUCAUUGCUUCCAGUUUAAUCAGGAUACAGGAAGAAAUUAUACAAUUCCUCAGUACUGGAGAAUACGAGUUGGUUCCACUUACCGAACUCGAGGUGGUGUAUUACAUAAAGUAAAAUCUAUAAUACCUCAUAAGAGUUUCGACAAGCGCUAUUAUAUAAAUGAUAUAGCAGUCGUAGUUGUCGCAAAAAGGUUCAAUUUAGGUAAUUUAGUAAGACAAGCUACGAUAAUUAGGCCAGGAAGUGAAUUAAUGCCUAAUUCAGUUUGUACUUUGGUUGGAUGGGGCGCUACUCAGAUUAACGGUCCACAGCCAGACCAACUUCAAUACACAAUGAUGUUAAUAAUUAAUCAAGAAGUAUGCAGAGCACAAUACCAAGCUAUUGGUGCAAUCAUUACAGACUCUAUGUUGUGUGCUGGUCGAACAGAUAUUGAUGGCGUUGAUGGAUGCUUUGGAGAUUCAGGAGGUCCUCUUAUUUAUAAAGGCGUUGUAGUCGGCCUAGUUUCCUUCGGGUAUAAAUGUGGUCUUAAGGACUAUCCUGGAGUGUAUACAAAAUUAUCCUAUUUUACUGAUUGGAUCGUACGUACAGUGUCUAUAAAUAAA